AUGGAAGCUGUUGAACAAUUCAAAAAGACGUUGUCCCAACUAACGUUCAACUCCAGACCUAUCAUCGAUGCAUUGACUGCAGCUGCGGGUUCUAAUGUAGAAGUGGCUGACCAAAUCCUUGAUGCGAUUACAGCUAGAAUUUACCAGGUUAAACCAAUUGAAAAACUAUUCACAUUGUACCUUCUUGAUUCAAUUUGUAAGACUGUAAAUAAUCCAUAUAAUAUAUUAAUCGGUGACGAGGUUUUCAAACUUUUUAGUCAUGUUUAUCUUUUAUCUGAUGAGCUGGUUCGUGGGAAAUUGAGUAAUUUAUUCAUUACCUGGAAACAGACAAAGACAAGAGAUAAAUUACCACUUUUCCCUGUUAAUCAAUUAGAAAAGAUUCAGCAAUUUUUAGAUAAAGCCCGAAAUAAUGAAAAUGAAAGACUUGUCAGAAUAAUAGAUGAAUUAGUUCCAACAUUCGAGAGUAAAUUGAAUAAUCAGUAUAGUGAUAAAUUAAGAGAAAAGUUAGAAGCCUUAAAACAAUUAAGAAACAUAUUGAAAACUUCAACAUUAAAGAAGAAUGAAUUACAAAGUAUCGAAAGUCAGUUGAGUACUAUAAAACAACAAGAAUUAGGUAGUCCCUUGCCUCCAAACGUAUCAAUAAAAUCACCAACCAAAUUACCCUCAUCAUUGCCAAUGGCUCCUUCAUCAUUACCAUCUGCUCCUUCAUCAUUACCAUCUGCUCCUUCAUCAUUACCAUCUGCUCCCUCAUUGCCUAAUAAUCCAAAAUUACCAGUCGUUCCUUCAUUACCUUCAAUGCCAGCUUCUUUACCUUCAAUGCCUUCAUCCUUGCCCUCAAUACCUCAUCAAUCACCUGUGCAAGAACUGAUGGAAAUUGACAAUUAUGAACCUGACUUCCAGAACGGUAAUAAUUAUAACGGUAAUAACAGUAAUAAUGGAAGUAGCUUUGAUGCUCCAUCAUUCCCCACAAAAGCUAACGAAAUUUUUGAUUCUUUAAUUAACGUAGGUAUAAUAACGUUUGAACAAGAUUUCAAAGGUCCUAGAACUUUUGAUAUAAACUAUCCUAAAGUAAUAAAUAGAUCUACUGGCUUGAUGGAAACCAUCAAAAAUAGUCAAGUCCCUAGAAAUGACUAUGAAAAAUUGAAGUUUAAUGAAUUAUCGAAAUUCAAAAUCGAUAACUUUCAAGGUUUUAUCAAUAACAGCAAAUUAUCCAUUCAAUGUAAAAAAUUACUUUACGAUUCCAAGAAUUUGAAAUGUCUGAAUUGUGGGAAGAGGUUCAAUAAUAAUGAAUUGGAUAAAAAGAAGUUACAUUUAGAUUGGCAUUUCAGAAUCAAUAAAAAAUUCAAAAACGGAUCUGUACAAUCGAGAAAUUGGUACUUGGAUGAAGAUGAAUGGGUCAAAUUCAAAGAUGAAAACUUAUUAGAAUUUCAAAUUAGUGAAAAUCCAAUUGUUUCUCAACCUAUUGUGGAAGAAGAAGUACCUUAUGUGGUUAUACCAUCAACUGAAACUAAUAUGAAUAACAAAUGUCUUAUUUGUAGAGAAAUAGUUAAAGGUACAUUCAAUGAUGAUUUGGGUGAAUGGUGUUGGGUUAAUUGUAUUGUUCCACCUGGAGAAACAAGUCCUAGGAUUGUUCAUGCUAAUUGUUAUAAUGAAACAAAGAAAAGACAUGGUGAUGAUUUAAAUGGGAUCGUUAAAAGAGAAAAGCUUACAUAA
Molecule: messenger RNA, 1713 nt
Organism: Yamadazyma jaroonii
Lineage: Eukaryota; Fungi; Ascomycota; Pichiomycetes; Serinales; Debaryomycetaceae
Source: the annotation of a GenBank genome assembly